This is a messenger RNA of Mastomys coucha (southern multimammate mouse), 2124 nucleotides long. It is a transcript of the gene Vrk3, whose product is annotated as VRK serine/threonine kinase 3. The record is from RefSeq and is a predicted model, not a curated record. The coding region runs from base 375 to 1817 and encodes 480 amino acids. NCBI's taxonomy places the organism in Eukaryota, Metazoa, Chordata, Mammalia, Rodentia, Muridae. Gene Ontology annotation, biological process: signal transduction; peptidyl-serine phosphorylation. Gene Ontology annotation, molecular function: ATP binding; protein serine/threonine kinase activity. Gene Ontology annotation, cellular component: nucleus; cytoplasm. The transcript is spliced from 15 exons.
UGCUCCGGGUCGGAGCGAGCGUCCGCGCCGUGAGAAACCCCGACACCCAGGCUUUUUUUCAAGGACAGUGAUGAGGAGGCGCUCUGCCGGGAAGCCUGUGACGUCACCGCCUGAGGAAGGCGGAGGCCAACCGAGGCUGGGGCUGUUGUCAAGAUGGAGUGUCUAACCCAGUAAUCCAAGGAUCAGACCCUGAGUCCACAAAGGUACCAUUGCCUCUGCAGCUUGUUUCCCAGCAACGACCCACACCUACUGUCUCCUUUCGCAUGGCUACAGGUGGACUUUCCUACCUUUGAUCCAGCAAGUGUGGCAAGGCACCUAGUCAGGCACUUGUUCCUUCCAGGAGGCCAUCUUUUUCCCAGUGACGGCUGAGGAAAAUGGGCAUAACGUGGGCUUACCAAAGUCCACCAACAAAGCUAGGUGUGGUGGUGACACCUGUUAUCGAAGCACUGAGCAGCAUGAUCUCCUUCUGUCCAGUCUGUGGCAAAAGUGUCCAGGUAUCGUUCAAGUUCUGCCCUUACUGCGGCAAGGCCCUGCCUGUGGAGGAGGAUGGAGGCACCCAGCCUGGCACCUCGCCUCUUGUGCAAUCCUUUCGAGGCUCCAGGAGAGACCUGAACUCCAGUUCUGAAACCUCCCCCAAGAAAGUGAAAUGGUCACACACCGUCACUUCUCUCCCACUCUCCCUCCACUCUGAGUGUGACAGCUCUGGGUCAGACGACACCUUGACUUCUCCUGACAGAGCCACAGGCACCUGGAGCAGACCCCUGACCCCCAAAGGCAGCCCACUUUCCAACAGGCUGAGCCCUCGGACACUGAAGCGGAGCCGGGUGACCACCUCACUCCAGGCUCUGCCCACAGGGACAGAGCUGACAGACCAGAAUGGGAAGCACUGGACACUAGGGGCCCUGCAGACCCGGGAUGACCAAGGCAUUCUCUAUGAAGCUGAGUCCACUUCUGCUGUCCCCUGUGAAUCAAGGAACCAGAAGUGGAGAUUCUCACUCAAACUGGACUCCAAGGAUGGGCGCCUUUUCAAUGAGCAGAACUUCUUUCAGAGAGCAGCCAAGCCUCUGCAAGUAAACAAGUGGAAGAAGCAGUUCUUGGUCCCGCUCCUGGCCAUCCCCACCUGUAUCGGCUUUGGCAUUCACCAGGACAAAUACAGGUUCCUGGUGUUCCCCAGCCUUGGGAGGAGCCUUCAGUCAGCCCUGGAUGACAACCCAAAGCAUGUGGUAUCUGAGAGGUGUGUGCUGCAGGUGGCCUGCAGGCUGCUCGAUGCUCUGGAGUAUCUCCAUGAAAACGAGUAUGUUCACGGGAACCUGACCGCUGAGAAUGUCUUUGUGAAUCCAGAGGAUCUGAGCCAGGUGACCCUGGUGGGCUAUGGCUUCACCUACCGAUACUGCCCAGGUGGCAAACAUGUGGCCUACAAAGAAGGCAGCAGGAGUCCACAUGAUGGAGACCUGGAGUUCAUUAGCAUGGAUGUGCACAAGGGAUGCGGGCCCUCCCGCCGCAGCGAUCUCCAGACCUUGGGCUACUGUAUGCUCAAGUGGCUUUAUGGGUCCCUGCCAUGGACAAACUGCCUUCCCAACACCGAAGAGAUAACUAAACAGAAGCAGAAGUAUCUGGACAGCCCCUCGCCCCUCGUGGGACUAUGUGGCCGCUGGAACAGGGCUUCAGAGACCCUGAGGGAGUACCUGAAGGUGGUGAUGGCCCUCAGUUACGAGGAGAAGCCGCCCUAUGCCACGCUGAGGAACAAUCUAGAAGCUCUGCUGCAGGAUAUGCGGGUGUCACCCUAUGAUCCCCUGGACCUUCAGAUGGUGCCUUAGGUGGAAUCCAGAGCUUCCGACAUGCACCUUGAAGUAGAACAUGAAGCAGUAUGACUUGAGGCCUGUUUGAACUCAUAGCUCCUAGAAGAAUCCCUUGAAUGUGCAUUCUCACCGCUCCCUUAAGACAUAUGAAUCAGCACUGUUGAGGAACCUGAGUCAUGUCCUGUAAUGUGAAACUCCUCCCUGUCUCUCAGCCCUUGCAGUUGUGGAUGGAAAUAAGUGGAUGCUGGCAGCAGCAGCAGCCACUCCCUAGGACCCUCCUGCCAUGGGCAUUCCUGUGAUGCAUAAUAAACUGUUUUUGAUCAGA